Molecule: messenger RNA, 1142 nt
Organism: Rubroshorea leprosula
Lineage: Eukaryota; Viridiplantae; Streptophyta; Magnoliopsida; Malvales; Dipterocarpaceae
Source: the annotation of a GenBank genome assembly
GAGUAGGGAAAAGGACUUUCCCUCCCCUUUCGCUGUCUCGUGUCUCUCCAUUCCUUUCUCUCUCACGCUGUUCCAGAAUUCACCGUCGGUGAAAGGGCCGGACGCCGCCAGACCGCCGCUUCAAUGCUGGGCCAAGAAAUUUUGAUAACAAGGUGUGUAAAGUGCUAUUUUGUCUUUACGCUUUUUCGUCCAAUCCAGCGACGUAGUGCGUUGGGUUGACGCUUCAGGCCCCGUUCGGCGCUCUCUUUGCGGCGAUUGGUGCCUAGAGGACUGUUGCGCUUUGGAUCGAUGCUUCACGCUUCGGUUGGCGCUUGUACGGCGGCGACUGGUGUCUGGGUUCCCGGAGGACAAAUCCGUCUCCUGGGCCUAUCGGCUCGACAUUUCGGGCUCAUAUCAGUCCUCCCAUGGUGAUGACUGUUCCUGAAAGAUAGAUCUGGCGUCAUUCAGCGUCAGAUCUGACACUAACAGAGAACUGAAACGGUACUAUGUUUCCUUUUGUUUUGUAGAAGCAUUCUGCGUUGGAUGGCGCCAACCGGUGUUCCUACGUGCCAAUGCUGGCGGUGGCCAUACUGCCCUACCUUGGAUCCGCCUCGGUAGUUGUGAAUUUCCGAGCUAGGGCUUGCACUCUGAGGUCAAACCACGAAUUAGGGUUUUUUGAAGGUUCAGACAUUAUUGGCGUACCUCAUACAUAGGGGUUUGUGGAUGCAGUAAAUAAGCUUCUGAAGAAGCCUGUACGGUUUCAGACCCAGAUGGGCCAUUUGCUGAGCUUGUCCGUCAGGCCAUCGCCAUAAUGGAGCUGUGAUUUUCACUUGAUGCUUGGAGCUCUGGAAAUGUGAUAUUUUGUAAUUUUAGGUUUCUCUUUUUUAGUAGUAUUUUGGGUUUUUAUUGUUGCAUUAUCUUGUAUGUAAAUGGCCAUUAUUAAUUUUUGUUUUUUUAUUUAAUUUCUACUUAAUUUUAAUUUGUCAGAGUUAGGUUAGUGGUAGGCCAUAAUUUUAUUUUUAAUUUAUUGUUUCUGCUUUAUUAACUUGUUUUAUACCCAUGAUGAUAAGUAUGGUAGAUUAGUUUAUUUUUUGUUAUAUUUUUAGCCACGUCCUAGCAUUAGUUUAUUGUUUGAAUGUGCUAAUGGCCACAAUUUUUAUGGU